Molecule: messenger RNA, 663 nt
Organism: Spirodela intermedia
Lineage: Eukaryota; Viridiplantae; Streptophyta; Magnoliopsida; Alismatales; Araceae
Source: the annotation of a GenBank genome assembly
AUGCUCCGCAAGCACACGUACCAGGACGAGCUCCUCCAGAGCAAGCGCGCCAUAGCCCUCACGUCCUCUGCGGAGCUGGGCUCGACGGCCUGCCUGUUCCGAUCAGACCGCCCCACCGCCGCGGCCCGGGAGAAGCUCUUCGACAAGGCGCUGACUCCCAGCGACGUGGGGAAGCUGAAUCGGCUGGUGAUUCCGAAGCAGCACGCGGAGAAGCACUUCCCCCUGCAGGUCAACGGCCCCGCCUGCAAGGGGACUCUGGUGAAUUUCGAGGAUCCCUGCGGGAAGGUGUGGCGCUUCCGCUACUCCUAUUGGAACAGCAGCCAGAGCUACGUGCUCACCAAAGGCUGGAGCCGCUUCGUGAAGGAAAAGGCCCUCAAAGCCGGCGAUCUCGUCGGCUUCCACCGUUCCACCGGACCCGAAAGGCAUCUCUUCAUCGACAUGAAGCCCCGCGUCACCGCUACCGUACCGGGUGUCCUGCCAGUGCAGGCAGACAGCAGGCCUCUUCAAGUGAUGAGGCUGUUCGGAGUCAACAUCGUCAACGUUUCCACCGGUGGACACCGUGAGGUGGACGAGAGCUCUGCGGGGAAGAGAUUACUGGAGAUCAAGUUUCUGCCUCCGGCCCAGCUUUGUAAGAGGCAAUGCUUGGGAGCUUUGUGCGUUUGA